This is a messenger RNA of Anguilla anguilla (European eel), 2079 nucleotides long. RefSeq names its product TraB domain containing (gene trabd). The record is from RefSeq and is a predicted model, not a curated record. The coding region runs from base 969 to 2054 and encodes 361 amino acids. The transcript is spliced from 10 exons. Lineage: Eukaryota; Metazoa; Chordata; Actinopteri; Anguilliformes; Anguillidae.
UGCGACAUUAUGAUUUAGCCAUUUGGCUACUAACUAAUGGAUUGUCCUGCUUGCUAAUAGUACUGCGCCGGCAGCCUGGGAUAAACACUAUGCAGUCGUAGGGCCACGGCCGACCCUGGGCCACGCAAUUCAAGUUCUUUUUAUGUGAUUUCGUGAUUUAUGUUGGAGCGCUUUAUGGCUCCAACAAUGUUCUUCUUUAGGGUCACCAAAACCAUAGAAUCGGUGAUAGAGCUGGCUAGUCAACUUUAGUUAACGUAGCAUAUAUUAUGCUAGCUGGCUGCUGGUACGACUCGCUAUCUUUUUUUCCAUAAGAGCAAGAAGUGAACAGAAAAACACUCAUCAUAGUGCGUUUAGAUGCAUACAUUUAAAUAUAUUUGCCAGACAAAGACCGAUUUGUUUAUUCAUGCCUGUGAAUCGGGAGCUAGCUGGCUAGUACGUGUCGUGAACCUAACAUUAGCUGUCAAGCUAACUAGCGCUAACCAAAGUUCCCAACAUAGAUAUUCCUCAAAAAAUACACUGCAGUUUCAGUGAUUCUCAAGUUUCAUCGUAAAUAUCCUGGUAUUGCUAGACUAGUUGGUUAAUGAUGACUAUUCUAUGUGAGGGACAUUAAAUAGCUAGUCUAAGUAAUCGAUUUCCUGAUCGCGGAAGCUGUGUAGUUGACGACCUGUUCCAGCGGCCGGUGUGCUAACGUUAGCUGACGUAGUUCAGAACAGCUGUAGUGUAAGUUGGCAAACUGAAUCCUACGAGAAACGUGAAUCAUACGGUCUGUGCUAGCUGGCUAACCAGGUGGCAUCAGACUUCUAACUGUUGCAAGAGCGAAAAUGACUGCCGUCGACAAGGCCUUGCUACCUGUGUUUUCUGGUCGUGUCACGGAUGAGACGUUGUUUGAAGCGGUGUAGUUUUCUCGUGGUGGUCCAUUUCGGUUACGCAAGCGGGAGAAGAGUUCACCGGUAUCCACGGCCUGAACCAUGGACCAAGAAAGCAAUUCGGAGGAGGAGUCUGUAGGCCCCUCUGAGGACGACACAUUACCCAGUCUACCCCCAGGCCUCUCCGACGCCCAGGCGGUGGCGCUCCUGUGGCGGGUGCGGGCCCAGCGGCGGCGGCCUUCGCCGGACCUCCCGGAGACGGUCACCCUCCUCACCGCGCCCGACGGCAGCCUGGUCUACCUGGUGGGCACGGCGCACUUCAGCGACAGCAGCAAGCAGGACGUCGCCACGACCAUUCGGGCCGUGCAGCCGGACGUGGUGGUGGUGGAGCUCUGCCAGUACAGGGUCUCCAUGCUGAAGAUGGACGAGAGAACGCUGCUCAAAGAAGCCAAGGACAUCAACCUGGAGAAGGUGCAGCAGGCUAUUAGACAGAAUGGGGUGAUGUCAGGGCUGAUGCAGAUUCUGCUGCUGAAGGUGUCGGCUCACAUCACGGAGCAGCUGGGCAUGGCCCCCGGCGGAGAGUUCCGGGAGGCCUUCAAAGAGGCAGGCCGGGUGCCCUUCUGCAAGUUCCACCUGGGCGACCGACCAAUCACGGUCACCUUCAAACGAGCCAUCGCCGCGCUCAGCCUGUGGCAGAAGGCGAGGCUGGCCUGGGGUCUCUGCUUCCUGUCCGACCCAAUCAGUAAGGAGGACGUGGAGAAGUGCAAGCAGAAGGACCUGCUGGAGCAGACCAUGUCGGAGAUGAUAGGGGAGUUCCCGGCCCUCCACCGCACCAUCGUGGCCGAGAGAGACAUCUACCUCACCCACACCCUCCGGCAGGCUGCGCGCUGUGUGGAGGCGCCCCCUAAUGGCCAGAAAGUGCCUGCAGUAGUUGUAGGAGUGGUUGGAAUGGGCCACGUCCCGGGCAUCGAAAGAAACUGGGACCAACAACUCAACAUUCACGAGAUCAUGAGUGUGGCUCCGCCCUCCCGGUUCAGCUGGCUGCUACGGACGGUACUGAAGGGGGCGAUGCUGGGAGUGCUGGGCUACGCCUGUUACCGGGCGGGAGGGGGCAUUGGGAGGGUCCUUCUCUCCGUGCCGGCGGUCCAGUCGCUCCUGGAGAGCCUACGACCUCCCCCCGCCCCCUAACUGGAAGCUCCGCCCCUCCGCACCC